Lactuca saligna is the source of this 2880-nucleotide messenger RNA. The record is from the annotation of a GenBank genome assembly. Lineage: Eukaryota; Viridiplantae; Streptophyta; Magnoliopsida; Asterales; Asteraceae.
GUGAAUUUUUGGGGUGAGGGUGUUAAUUCACGUGAUUCUGGGGGCAUUCCGGUAACACAUCCAAUUCUCAUGGCCCCACUCUUCCCGCACGCACAAAUCGUGUGACCUCGCACGUUUGGUUUCAUAUGCUUCACGCACACCCAAUCGCCACCCUCCCUCAUCCGUGUCAAUUCCUUCACACGAGUGCCGAUAACCUAACCCUCGCCGGGAAAUCUAUUCCUUUCGUAAUUUAUCCCGCCGGUGCCACCGGCGUCAUGUCUCAACGAUUCCGUUAUGUUUCCGGCGGAUGCUGAACUCCGGCGAGCUCACCUCACAAGAUCUAACCAGUUGUUAACGUGUUAUCUGUGAGUUGUGACGGAGGUGCGAAAACUUGUUUUUUUGUAGCUUUAAGAAGAAGAUGGAGAGUUUUGAAGCUUUCACGAGCCCGAGGGAGUUCAAAAUUGUGUAUGCUGCUGAUCAUGGAGGGAUUCUUCUAUGCCUAGCAUGUUGAAGCAUUGAUAGUAUCCUCCCAGUCUGUGCAGUUUUAUGGCAACUGAAAUGCAGAGAUUUGGGACAAGUGAAGAAGAGGAUGAAGAAAUGGGAUUGGAUGUGAAAGAAGAAGGUGAGAAUGACGAAGAUGAUGACGAGAAGAACUCAACACCUCCAACAAUGGUAGGUGUUGAUGGAGGAGUAAUGACAUCAAGCAGAAGCAAUAACAGGUUUCAACAUCAGCAGCAGUUUCAAGAUCAGAUGACUCCACAAGGAGGUGGUAGAAGGUGUAGACCUAUUGAAGAAAAGGAAAGAACAAAGCUUCGUGAGAGACAACGAAGGGCAAUUACUGCAAAGAUCUUGGCAGGCCUAAGAAGACAUGGGAACUACAAUCUUAGGGUUAGAGCCGAUAUUAAUGAUGUGAUUGCAGCUCUGGCUAGGGAAGCUGGUUGGGUUGUUCUUCCUGAUGGAACCACCUUUCCAUCAAGAUCACAGGGUGUGAGACCUGCUGCUGGUGUAUCAACUUCAUCCACCUCACUACCAUUGCAGCAGAACCAAGCUCCUUCUCUAAGAGGCAUCUCUUCUGCCUGCCCAAUUGAGAUGGAUAAUGAGGCAUGCCAAAUGAAAGGUUUAUUUGUUCCUUCUUCUGCUUAUGAUGUGUCAUCAAGUGGUCGAUCUCAGUCUUCUCAUAUGCUGGGAGUUGAAGUUGAUGGUCAAGAUGAUCCACUGAUAGGGGUUUCUGUAGAUACUGUUGCAGGCAGGCAGGUUGUUGACAUGCCUUCAAAGUUACAAGAACGAGAUUUUGCGGGUACUCCUUAUGUUCCUGUGUAUGUGUUGCUUCCUUUGGGAGCAGUUAAUAUGAAGUGUGAAGUUGUAGAUCCUGAUGGUCUACUGAACCAGUUAAGGGUUUUGAAGUCUAUGAAUGUUGAUGGUGUAAUGGUUGAUUGCUGGUGGGGUAUAGUUGAAGCACAUGUUCCACAGGAGUAUAACUGGAAGGGGUAUAAACGGUUAUUUCAAAUGGUGCGCGAGCUUAAGCUCAAGUUACAGGUAGUGAUGUCUUUCCAUGAAUGUGGAGGCAAUGUCGGUGAUGAUGUUUGCAUACCCUUACCACAUUGGGUGGCUGAAAUUGGGCGGAGCAAUCCGGACAUAUUUUUCACAGAUAGAUCAGGAAGACGCAACCCGGAAUGUCUCUCAUUGGGGAUUGACAAGGAACGUGUUCUAAGAGGUCGCACUGCUUCAGAGGUCUACUUUGACUACAUGAGAAGCUUUCGGGUUGAAUUUGACGAGUUCUUUGUAGAUGGAGUUAUUUCAAUGAUUGAAAUUGGAUUGGGUCCAUGUGGGGAGCUUCGGUAUCCGUCUAAUCCUGUGAAACAUGGUUGGAGAUAUCCAGGUGUCGGUGAAUUUCAGUGCUACGAUCGAUACAUGUUGAAGAGCCUGACAAAGGCGGCUGAAACAAGGGGACACUCGUUCUGGGGUAGAGGACCAGAAAAUGCAGGCUCUUAUAAUUCUAGGCCUCAUGAAACCGGAUUCUUUUGCAAUGCAGGGGAUUAUGAUGGCUACUAUGGUCGCUUCUUUCUUAAUUGGUAUUCUCAGCUAUUGAUCAACCAUGCUGAUCGCCUGCUUUCUUUGGCUAAAUUUGCUUUUGAAGGGACUUUCAUUACUGCAAAGCUAUCAGGUAUUCAUUGGUGGUACAAGACAUCAAGUCAUGCUGCUGAGUUAACUGCUGGCUUUUACAACCCGUCCAAUCGUGAUGGCUAUGCUCCGAUUAUGGAAGUCUUGAAGAAACACGGGGUUGCCUUAAACUUUACCUUGGCCCACAUGAACAUCAACAUGGACAUGGACAUGGACUCCUCAGAAGCCCUUGAAGAUCCUGAUGCUUUAGCCUGGCAAGUGAUGAAUGCUGCAUGGGAUUCUUGUAUAGCUAUGACCAAUGGGAGGCAUUACUCUGCUUUUACUUACCUUAGACUCGGUCAGCUUCUCAUGGAUCCUCACAAUAUCAUGGAGUUUGAACGAUUCGUCAAGAGAAUGCAUGGGGAGGCGGUUCUUGAGAUCCAUGCCUAGGUGGAUGGAAGCAGAGUGGAGAUGUGCAUUAUUAUUAUUAUUAUUAUUAUUAUUAUAAUAUUAAGAUUUAUAUACUAACCAAAUCCAAGAGGUGAUAUUUUUAGUAUUACUGUAAAUGUGAAUACAAGUGUAGAGAAGAAAUCCAGGGUCAGGCCAUAUGAAGAUGAAAAAAAAGGUAAAUUAAUUAGUCUGUUUAGGGUUGAUGGUAUUUAUUUGUGAUCAUAUAUUCGAUACACUUUAAAGAAAUUAAAUAUCAGAUUUUAGCUAAUUUCUCAUCUUUACUUGAUGUCAAAUAUAUAUGACACCAAAGUAAUAUUAUAAUCUGUUGGUAAAAUGUAAAUUGUAAAAAGA